Molecule: messenger RNA, 1025 nt
Organism: Gracilinanus agilis (Agile Gracile Mouse Opossum)
Lineage: Eukaryota; Metazoa; Chordata; Mammalia; Didelphimorphia; Didelphidae
Gene: POU3F4
Product: POU class 3 homeobox 4
Exons: 1
Biological process (GO): regulation of transcription by RNA polymerase II; brain development
Cellular component (GO): nucleus
Molecular function (GO): DNA-binding transcription factor activity, RNA polymerase II-specific; RNA polymerase II cis-regulatory region sequence-specific DNA binding
Source: RefSeq, a predicted model, not a curated record
AUGGCCACAGCUGCCUCUAAUCCCUACAGCAUUCUCAGUUCCAGCUCCUUGGUCCAUGCAGACUCUGCAGGCAUGCAGCAAGGGAGCCCAUUCCGAAAUCCUCAAAAACUUCUCCAAAGUGAUUACUUGCAGGGAGUUCCCAGCAAUGGGCAUCCCCUCGGACACCACUGGGUGACCAGCCUCAGUGACGGGAGUCCCUGGUCCUCCACCCUGGCGAGCAGCCCUCUAGACCAGCAGGACGUGAAGCCAGGGCGAGAAGAUCUUCAACUUGGCGCCAUCAUCCAUCACCGGUCGCCUCAUGUUCCCCACCACUCACCUCAUACAAACCACCCCAAUGCCUGGGGAGCCAGCCCAGCUCAUAACUCCUCGCUAACGUCCAGUGGGCAGCCCAUGAAUGUCUAUUCUCAGCCUGGCUUCACGGUCAGUGGCAUGCUGGAGCACGGGGGGCUCACCCCGCCUCCCACCUCGGGCCCGACCCAGGGGCUGCAUCCCGUGCUGAGGGACACGGCGGAGCACGGAGACCUCGGAGCCCACCACUGCCAGGACCACUCGGACGAAGAGACCCCGACGUCGGACGAGUUGGAGCAGUUCGCCAAGCAGUUCAAACAAAGGCGCAUCAAGCUGGGCUUCACGCAGGCGGACGUGGGCUUGGCGCUGGGCACCCUCUACGGCAACGUCUUCUCGCAGACCACCAUCUGCAGGUUCGAGGCGCUUCAGCUGAGCUUCAAGAACAUGUGCAAGCUGAAGCCCCUCCUGAACAAGUGGCUGGAGGAGGCCGACUCGUCCACCGGGAGCCCCACGAGCAUUGACAAGAUAGCGGCCCAGGGCCGGAAGAGGAAGAAGAGAACUUCCAUAGAGGUGAGUGUCAAGGGGGUCCUGGAGACGCACUUUCUGAAGUGCCCCAAGCCUGCCGCCCAAGAGAUCUCCUCCCUGGCCGACAGCCUGCAGCUGGAGAAGGAGGUGGUGCGGGUCUGGUUCUGUAACCGGCGACAGAAAGAGAAAAGGAUGACCCCGCCCGGGGAGCA